Molecule: messenger RNA, 5575 nt
Organism: Elgaria multicarinata webbii
Lineage: Eukaryota; Metazoa; Chordata; Lepidosauria; Squamata; Anguidae
Product: dipeptidase 2-like
Exons: 11
Coding region: 221-1498 (425 amino acids)
Biological process (GO): proteolysis
Molecular function (GO): metallodipeptidase activity
Source: RefSeq, a predicted model, not a curated record
AGCCGAAGUGCUGUACCUCCCCUUUUGUCGUUGGCGUUGCAGUGUCACAGCCCUCACAUUAAUCAUUGCAGUUUACCAGUGAUAGUAGGAGGCUGACAAAAGCCACGUACUUUUCUUCUGUGUUUAAAACCGUUGUCUGUGGAAACUCUGCAAGCUUGAGAAAAACUGCUGCUCCUUUUUAGCCAAGAUACCACACCGCAAACAUCUGCAUUCAGUCAAGAUGCUUGUGGACCCAAUGAGGAAUUGGCUGAAGACGCUUCUGCGUCUCCUGCUGCUGCUUGGUGACGUUUUGGGAUCCACGGCUGAGACACCCUUGCGAAAGAAAGUUCUCGACCUGAUGAAACAAGCCCCGUUAAUCGAUGGGCACAACGAUCUGCCGCUUAGGCUGAGGUGGUUGUACAAAACCAAACUGAGCAAAGUUGACUUGAGGACAUUCAACAAGACAAACACAAACAUUGGGAGGCUCCAGGCUGGUCAUGUUGGUGCUCAGUUUUGGUCAGUGUAUGUUCUCUGCAGUGCACAGAACAAAGAUGCCGUGCGCUUGACAUUGGAACAAAUUGACAUUGUGAAGCGAAUGUGCCAGGCCCAUGAAGAAUUUGAACUGGUGACUUCCUCUCAAGGGAUUGCUGAUGUUGGCAGCAACAAGAUAGCCUGCUUGAUGGGCAUCGAAGGGGGGCACUCCAUUGACAGCAGCCUUGCAGUUCUGAGGAUGUUUUACGAGCUGGGCGUUCGGUACAUGACACUGACACACACCUGCAACACUCCCUGGGCAGAAACUUCCUCACACGCCUAUAAUUUUUAUCCCAAGACUAAAGGAUUGAGCGCUUUUGGCAAAGAAGUGGUGAAGGAGAUGAAUCGCCUCGGGAUGAUAAUAGACUUAUCUCACACUUCUGAUGCAACAGCGAAGGCAGCUUUAAGUAUCUCCAAAGCGCCAGUCAUUUUCAGCCAUUCCUCAUCCUUCUCUGUCUGCAAGCAUCAAAGGAACGUUCCAGAUGAUACUCUGCUAAAACUAAAACAGAAUGGUGGGAUUAUAAUGGUGACAUUCCCAACCACGUUUUUGAACUGUGGGAACCAAGCGGUCAACGUUUCAACUGUUGCAGAUCACUUUGACCACAUAAAGAAAACUGCAGGUGCAACUUCAAUAGGAAUUGGCAGUGACUACGAUGGAGAACAAGUAUUCCCUGUGGGACUGGAAGAUGUUUCUAAAUAUCCAGCCUUGAUCGAGGAGCUGCUGAAGAGAGGCUGGACUGACGAAGAACUGAAGGGCGUUUUGAGAGGGAACUUCCUUCGUGUUUUCCAGGAAGUGGAAAAAAUACGGAAGGAGAGUUUGUCACGGAACGCAAGUGAAGCGGAAAUACCUCCGGAACAGGUCAAGCACGCCUGUCGCUUAGAACUGUCCUUCCCAUCUCCUCGGCCAGGCCGUUCCUACGGACUGCGUUUGGGAGGACUAACAAACAGUCUAGUACUCGCUAUUGUGGUGCUCCCUGUGCUACAUUGAGAUGAUCUCCGGCAACAGAGGAAUGACCCUACCUGCUUGCCCAGAGGUGAACGUGCAACGUGGUGACGUGUAAUGCCACUGGAUGCUACUGUGUGUGACAUUUGUUCUGCCUUCUCCUUUAUUUCCACCGAUGGAGGAGAUUGUUUGGGACCCGUGCCCAAGGAGCCUUAAUUUCUAGAAACACCCACAUGCACCAUGUUCAGCAAAAGGGUGUGUUCACGCAUGUGUCUAUGAGUGUUUUCAGAUGGGGGGGGAAUCGUAUUUCCUUAACGUAGCUUUGCUUCCUGCUUCUCUUCCACAACAGGGAUGGGCAGAAUCACAUAGGGGGAGGAGACAGCAAGCCGCGACCACAUGGCCCAUUCAGUGGCUGUUUUUAUAGCGCAACCUCUCCUGCACACGGCAGGCAAUAGCACCAAUUAUCAUUGUAGCCGAGACUAAUUGGAUUUUCCAAGUCUUAUUUUGUAGCAGAAAAAACAACAGAAGGAAGACAUGCAGGAAGAUCACUGCAUCAACAAAAUGACCCACGAAGAUCCGAAUGUGCUAUAAAAUGCUCGUCUAAUGUUGUUCUAUAUCACUAACAGCCCAAUCCUAGACAUGGCUACUCAGAAGGAAGUCUCAUUUAGUUCAAGUAGACUUACUCCCAUCUGCAGUCCUCCGUCUUAUUUGCAUUUACCUGAGUGGGAGUCAUUCCCAUGGAACUGAGGGAGGCUUACUUUUGUGUAGACAUGCUCAGGACAGCACUGUUAAUUACACACUGCUCACUGUGAGGAAAAAAAACUCUGUUUGCAGCAUUGUACUGCAUUUUUUGGUGUUUCUGAGCAUAAACAGAACACUCCACCAGACACAGAUACCAAAAAAUAGCUUUUACUGAGUGAGUCACAGUACAAACUAAAAUUCAUGCCCAGGGCCGGUGCCAGACUAUUUUGUGCCCUAGGCAAGGUGAGCUACUUUCACACACACACACACACACACCCAAUUUUUUUGCCAACUUCGAUUUUUAUUCUCCUCCUUGUGCAAGCCGGCGUUGAGAAGGCGGUGGUGGCUGAGACUGAACGCAGGAGGCGCACUGUGCCCAUCUCUUGUCCUUCCCCUCCGGCUUUGGGGUGGUUGUUAUCUCUGUGGACCCACUCCUUCAGUGGUGCACUUCCUCGGUCUCCCUGUAGCACUCGCGUUGCCCUUUUCCCUCACAUACCGGCUCUCACAGACGACGACUCUAGAGGCGCUGGAGCUGGAUUUGUGGGGCCGCUUGCUCGGUCCUUGCCGGGUGAGGAGGCGGCCAUGGAGCUGUUACUGCUGGCUGCAGCACGGUGUUCUCCCUUCCCUCGACACCAAAUGGUAGGUAUAAGGUGGAGGGGUGUGGUGGGCAACAGAGUUUUCGGUGGUGCUGAGAAGGGAGCGGGCGGCAAAUCAGCCAACUGCUGGCACUCCGCCUUCGCUUGCCGGCACAAGCGGCUGGGACAGACGACCCAUCCGCUUGCGACAGGGAGCGAACUGAGACCCCCCGCCCCUCCGUCGCGUCGCCCUCAUGCUGACAAGCAUGAUGGCGACAUGAGGCAAAGACUGGGGCUCCGCCUUCGCUUGCUGGCGUUCUGGGAGAGUGACUUCUGGGUGUGCCAUUCUGAAGCCACCUGCCCGCCCCCCACCCCAGUGUUCUGGUGGGCACCCAGUCGAAGCGAAGCCAGGACACUGGGGCAGGCGGGCGGCUUUGGAACAGCGCACCCAGAAGCCGCCCUCUCAGAGCCGCUGUGGGAGAACGGCUUCCGGGUGCAGCGUUUGGCGCCCCCUUUACCUUGGCGCUCUAGGCGGCUGCCUGACCCGCCUAUAUGGUAGCGCCAGCCCUGUUCAUGCCUGCCUAAAAUAUCAGGUGAGUCCUUUUAUACUGAUCAGUGUAACACUCAAAUAAAUCCUCCAUGUAACACAAGCCAAAUAUACACAUAUAAUUACAUCUACCUUUUCCUUAUCCAUAUCUCAGUAGUUUUCUCACUAUUCUUCCCCUAGAUGUAAUUACUGGUUUCUCUUCCAGCUCCAUCUUUCUAAAAAUCAUUCUGUUCUAUAUUCAUACUUCAACUAUCUUCCUUCCCAAACUCCCUCUCGUGAUUUUCCUCAUACAUGUUACAUAUGAAAGACACAAGGUUGGUUUUCUCCAAGAGUUUAAAAUGAGGAAGAGCCUAUUAAUUCCUCUGUGAUCUGAUUUGAAGUUAUUGGCAUAGUGAUGUGAGUUUAGCCUGCUGCGUGAGUCUCUAAUGAGAGAUAGAAUCGUUUGUGGAAUAAGAGCGGAGAAUUUCAGGGCAAGGAUGCCGAGGGAAAUGCCCUGGAAAAAGCUGUGGAUAUUUGCAGAGCAGAAGAAGUGACUGUAAAGCAAUUAAAAGGAUUGGGACCAGCAGAGAAACAAAUGGAUAUUUUGAAAAGAAGAUUGUGAAACCCGUUUCAAGUUUUCUUUCAAGAUCAAAGUUUUGUUGCAGGUGUUGUAACAACCAUAAGAUAAGACAAAGUCCUGCACAUGGAAAAGAUUGUAGAAAAUGUGGAAGACCUCAUCGUUUUGCAAAGAUGUGUAAAAUCUUCCACAGACAUGUGUAAAGCAAUUUCAUUUGACUGACCUAGCAGGGUUCACCCACCCAAUGUCCUUAUGAAAGCAGCGAACAUCAUGUUUGGGUGAAUCAGUCUACAUUUAAGCUUUAAUCCAAAGUUUGAAGGUGGUCACUAGAUUCUGCAUAGAACAUUGCCUUUUCAUCCCCCUUUGGAAAGUGGACACUGUCCCAAUACCUUCUCUGUAGCACACAGAGGUUGUGAUGGUGCCAUUUGGGCAACAUAUUUUGUUCAUUGACUAUCCUCGGUUUUCUGUCCUGACCAAAACUGAACCAUGAGGAAAGUUCAUGUAUCCUAUUCCAUGGAUGAGCUGUAAUGCACACACAUGAUCUUACGGACCAUGUUAUCCUGCUUGUAUCAUGGUAUGGUUUCUAACAAUAAGUGAUAGCUGAGGACUAUGGGUCUGGAAACAAAGCCCUAUGAGGAGAGACUGAAAGAACUGGGCAUGUUUAGCCGGGAGAAGAGAAGAUUGAGGGGAGACAUGAUAGCACUCUUCAAAUACUUGAAAGGUUGUCACACAGAGGAGGGCCAGGAUCUCUUCUCGAUCCUCCCAGAAUACAGGACACGGAAUAAUGGCAUCAAGUUACAGGAAGCCAGCUGGACAUCAGGAAAAACUUCCUGACUGUUAGAGCAGUGUGACAAUGGAACCAAUUACCGAAGGAGGUCAUGGCCUCUCCCACACUAAAGGCCUUCAAAAGGCAGCUGGACAGCCAUCAGUCAGGGAUGCUUUAAGGUGGAUUCCUGCAAUGAGCAGUGGGUUGGACUUGAUGGCCUUGUAGGCCCCUUCCAACUCUACUAUUCUAUAACUCUAUGAGAGCCCUAUUCAGGCAUUUCCCCCCCCUCCGGCAGACUACCACUGUAUGAAGAGGACAGCAAAGAUAAGGACUUCGCCUCACCCCCUUUGUUGUGUCCCAUCACUCGCUUCAUCACCUUCCACAACACAAGCCAGGAAGGUGGAAUGCUGUAGUGGGGAGAUUUCUCUAUCCGCAGAGGCUUCCCGUACAAUUUUGAAUCCUGGAAGAUUCCCUUCCCAACGCAAUGUGGGAAUGGACACAGUGAUGCAAUAGAGAGGGGAGAACUCGCAUGUGCAGCCCCAGGCUCACCCUCAUCAGGUGAGGGGCAUAAUGCCUGAAGAGGACUACAGUCAGGUAGGAAUGCAAGUCAUACGUACCUCUCAAGACCAGUCUCCUGCAUGGAGCGUAGGAAAAAAGCAGGAAGCAAUGCACAGUUUACACACCACCAAUGUAAGUCACUACAAAUGAGUUUUGGUAGGGGUGGAGGCCACCGAUUUGGAUGGUUUUAAAAAGGGGGUGGAGAAAUUCCUGGAGGAGAAGGCUAUCAAUGGCUGCCAGUCCUGAGGGCUCUGUGCUACCUCCAGUAGCAGAGGCAGUAGGCUUGACAGCCUUUCAUCCUACGUUGAGCCGUUUCUGGCCUGUUAUUGACCUGCUGUGUUGAUGAGCUGUGUGGGUUUUAUAAAGUGCUUUGAUGCUG